Messenger RNA from Ostrea edulis (European flat oyster), 2885 nucleotides. Its product is annotated as multiple epidermal growth factor-like domains protein 10. Gene Ontology annotation, molecular function: scavenger receptor activity. Bases 439 to 2214 code for a protein of 591 amino acids. The record is from RefSeq and is a predicted model, not a curated record. The transcript is spliced from 12 exons. Lineage: Eukaryota; Metazoa; Mollusca; Bivalvia; Ostreida; Ostreidae.
GGGUGGGGGGGUGUUUUGGGGGGGUUUUUUGUUUGGUUUUUGUUUUUGUUUUGUUUUUGUUUUUGGGGUUUUUUUUAGUUUGAAUUUUCCAAGCAGUUUAAGUGUACUUCAACAUCAACACGUAUGUACUAGCAUCAACAGAAAACAUUCCAAGCUUGAGGAAAAAAUAACUUAUUGUAUGUUAUUUAUUCCUCUUACAUGUAGUUGAUAAGAAGUUUAGACAAUUGUAAAGUCAUCUUCUUCUUCUGCUUCCCGCCCCACCACUUCGAAAAACCUUUCUAUGGGCCUCGAAUUAUUAUUAUCAUUUGUGUAUGUAUUAAUGACGACAGAUGAUUUAUAUAUCUCUACGUUUUCUUAGGUACGAACAACCAUCAAGAAAAGCUCGACUAUUCCUCGUUAUCUGAACAUUGUGAGAAAGAUACAUGUACUACUAUAAAUAUGGAACUCUGGAAAACUGUUUUAUUACUCCUAAAAAUUGCUGUAUGUUGUGGAUAUGAACACCUUUCGAAGGACCGUACAGCUGUACAGAGUACAACUUGGAUCUGUCCAGCUAAUGAUCCAACAUGUACAACUUACUUACCAAACAAUGCAGUAGACGGAGACAUCAGUACAUGUAUGAGGUCUAUGUAUAUCGGUCCUUCUUCUUUGUACCGGUCAGUAUGGUGGUAUGUAGACCUCAUGGACAUAAAGAGUAUUUACAGCAUCAGGAUACAGUUCAGGACCUACGAGCAGCAGUAUGAAAUGCGACAAAGAGGAAGAAUGGCAGGGUUUUCCCUGUAUGUAUCUAACACAUCUAACAUUGAGAACGGUUAUUUAUGUUACAAGGACGGACCAGAUUUACCUCCCUUGGACUUUAGCACUACCUGUGUCAGUCACGGCCGUUAUGUUAUAUUUUACAACCAAAGAUUACCAGGAGUACAGUAUCCCGCUGGUUACCAAUCUUUCUCUGUUACAGAAUUAUGUGAAGUGAUCGUUCUGGGCUGUAUGACAUCCGGACGCUAUGGACAAAAGUGUGACAUGAUCUGUCCAUCUAAUUGUCAGGAACAAAGAUGUCAUAUUGUUGAUGGAACCUGUCUUGGUUGUAUUGCCGGAUGGACAGGAUAUUUCUGUAACAAACCUUGCCCCAGUGGAUACUACGGUAUGGAAUGUGCAUCUGAGUGUCAGGGACACUGUAGGGGCGGAAUAUCGUGUAAUCACAUAAGUGGUAAUUGUGACAAUGGGUGUGGAGACGGAUGGCAAGGAGUACAGUGUGACCAAGCGUGUAAAGACGGAAGAUAUGGUCCUAAUUGUAUCUACAUAUGCAGUAGCAACUGUCGGAAUAACGUACCUUGUGAUAAGACAACUGGGAAAUGUCAGAUUUGUAAAGCUGGGUAUAUUGGAUACCUCUGUAACAAUAGCUGUCCUGAAGGAUUUUACGGACAAAAUUGUUCCACGGCUUGCAAUGAGAACUGUCUAAAUGAAGAAUGCUAUCAUGAGACUGGUUUGUGUAACAAUGGAUGUAAGGACGGAUACCAGGGACCAUUCUGUGACGAGAGUUGUCAUCGAGGAUUCUUUGGUGGGAAUUGUUCUGCAAAAUGUAGUAGUAACUGCAUAGAUAAGUUAUGUCACCAUGUCGAGGGUCACUGCAGUGGUGGGUGUAAUGCAGGAUGGAUAGGUUCAAACUGCAGUCAAGUAUGUUCUACCGGACGUUACGGCGUGAAUUGUUCAGACAACUGUAGCUCUCAUUGUGUAGCAGACACAUGUGAUCAUGUAACCGGGGUCUGUGUCUCCGGGUGUGAGGAUGGGUACAAAGGGCAACUAUGUAGAGAACGUUGUGAUUAUAGCUGGUACGGCAAGAACUGCUCCAUGGAAUGUUAUACAAACUGUGUCAACGAAUCCUGUCAUCAUAUCACGGGUAAAUGCCAACACGGAUGUAAACCCGGUUGGAUAGGAUCAUAUUGUAGUCAAGCUCCCACUGGUUCAUCAGCGAGUGAUGUCCCAUACGGUUAUAUAGCUGGACUUGUCGUAUCUAUAAUCUUCAACGUUUUUCAAUGUGGUGCAUUAAUAGCUGCAAGGGGACAUUACAUGAAGAAAAGCGAAAAGUCUUCCCCACAUUAUAUGAGCCACGGCAAUCAGACAACAGUAACAACUGAUGAUACCCAUACAUACCAAGAACUCGACACAUCAGCAAACAUUAACUCGUACCAAAAUCUGUCAUUCGGAAGUAAUAUAUGAACUCUGCAUGGACAUGAUAUGGUGGAAGUCGAUUAGAUAUAAAGGAAUAGAGAUGCUUCCUUGGAAUGACAGUGAAUAUUUAUAGUUGGGACAGUGUAUUUUGUUGUGAUAUAUGAUCCAUGUUUAAAGAGAUAGACGUUAAUGAAAAGAAAAUGUUUACGUCAUUUAGUUAAAGUAAUAGAUGUUAUAUUACACAAUGUGAAAGACGAGUUCAGCACAUGGUCGUGUAAUAUCGGAAGCAAAUAUUGAUUCCGUGAGUUUUUCACAUGUCAGCAUAAUUUUAUGUACAUAUUUAAUUACAAUAGAAAUUAUUUUAUAAACUACCUAAAUAUCUUAGCUAGCAAAAAUUAGUGACUUCAUAUAAUUUUAAACUAUUCUUUUCAUUUAGUUCAUUCAUCUCUAGAUUUGAUCGAAAUUACUUAAAAAAUUUCCACGCAUCGUGUAGUGAUGAUUACGCGCUUUAAUUCUUUGGAACACGUUUUCUUACAAUAUUUAGUUCUUGCACCUCCUAAAAUCUUCCCGGCCCAUAGAUUUGGUGUUUGCACCCAUGUUUCUUGUUGAAUCUUUUACCAAGUCCAUUAUGCGAUAUAUUUCCUUUAUUUGACAGACAUUGUGUAUAUUCUUUAAAAGACAGUUUUAUGAAAUUGUUAUAAUUACUAUUAAAUCGUUAA